AAAACAUCCGCCAGUUUCCCUUACCAUUGCGGCUCUUGCUGCACUCUCGCCAGCGCGUGGUGAAAUACCUGCAAUUAUUCUCAGCCCGCAUGGGCGCGUCGAUGUCAGCGUUCCCGUCACCGCCUCUCCUGAGUCAUCAACAUCUCCCAUCGGGUUUUCAUCGUCGAUACAGACAAUCCUUCCCUGCCUGGGUAUUUUCAAGACUGGGUGAUUUGAUACCUUCUACUUUGCCUUACCUCCAAUUCCGUGAUCCACCUCGCCGGUGGACCUCGGGCCACCACCCCACGGGGAUGACCCACACGACCCCGGUGAUCGUGAAGGUUCAGGGAUCCUCCGAUCAUGGGUCUACUCUGAAAGAACAGAUUCAAUCCCUUCCAAAAGAUACCAAGUACCUCGAAGUUGAAGGUGACACGCCUUCCGAUGUAGAAUGGUCCAUUCUCGGUUCUCAUUUCUCCAACGUUAAACGUCUCAUUUUACGGGCUGGUUACAAUGAAAAUCUCAACGACAAGGGAAUCCCUCUUCACUGGCCUCUGCAGAAACUCGAGAUUGUCGAUUCAGCCAGCGAGGUUUUCAAAAGCCCCUUCGUUCUCGAGGGCCGUGUAUCCCAUUUGAGUCUGUUCUUUACGUGUGGACUGCGCUUUGAGGGGCUGACCAGCGAUGAAAUCAAACGCGAGCAUGAUGAAGCCAUCGAAAGUGGAGAUGCCCAGGCGGAAUAUAUCACAGUUCACGAAGGAAUUCCAGAAGAGAAGAAGCUAAAAUUCACUUAUCUUCCAGAGCUGGUGUCCAGCCAUAUCAACAAGAUCUACGCUGAUCCGGAACGAGGGUUGAAUGAGCCGCCAGCCGGCCCAGUGAACCUGGAGACGUUGGAGAUCUGGGAGAAUGAUGCAAUUGAUACUUUCAAUCGCAUGGCCAUAUCUCUUCCUCAUCAAGUGGACCAUCUUCGCACGCUGCGGAUCAGAUCUACCGGUGGCAUAGACUUUCAUUAUACCCACGAGUCUGUGUUCCGUGAGGUAUUGCCACAACUCACGAAUCUGAAAACCUUGAUCCUCGCAGUCGGUGAUAUGUUUAACGACCCAUCUUAUCUUCCGACACUCUACAAAGUCCUUCCGCCCAAUUUGACGGAAUUAUACUUCCGUGGGCCUUCUUCACUAUGUCAGUCCACCGAUUGGCUAGAAUGGGUACAGGCUUUCGAGUCGAAGGAGUUUCUUCCAAAUUUGCAGAAGCUGGCGUUUGUCCUGGAUCUACACUGGGAGAAAGAAGAAGACUUCUGGAAAAAAGAUGGGCCCGCUCCAGCGUCCUUGCUCGAUCAAGCCCGCUCGGCGUGCCAACCUAUCUACGACAUUGCGAAACAGCGUGAUAUCAGCGUUGUAGAUAUGCCAGCGGAGCCAAAAAGUGCUCUGCUGCGCCCUGUUGAUGAACGCUGGUCACAAGGUUAGCUUAAGGUUGCCUCAUUUCCACCCACACAUGCUACGAAUCAUGACCGUCAUGGCGACGACGGUGGAUUUCUUGGUUUGGCCGGC
This is a messenger RNA of Penicillium brasilianum, 1520 nucleotides long. Lineage: Eukaryota; Fungi; Ascomycota; Eurotiomycetes; Eurotiales; Aspergillaceae. The record is from the annotation of a GenBank genome assembly.